Lutzomyia longipalpis is the source of this 8314-nucleotide messenger RNA. RefSeq names its product neurogenic protein mastermind (gene mam). Lineage: Eukaryota; Metazoa; Arthropoda; Insecta; Diptera; Psychodidae. Gene Ontology annotation, cellular component: chromosome, centromeric region; nucleus; nuclear speck. The record is from RefSeq and is a predicted model, not a curated record. Gene Ontology annotation, molecular function: transcription coactivator activity. The coding region runs from base 1150 to 4281 and encodes 1043 amino acids. The transcript is spliced from 6 exons. Gene Ontology annotation, biological process: positive regulation of transcription by RNA polymerase II; Notch signaling pathway; chromosome segregation.
UGAGAAUCAAUAGGACGAUCACCUUCAUUGAUUGGAUGAUGUGAUUUUGUAAAAUAAUUUCCCAAAUGGUUUUUCCCGUGAAAAUUCAUGCGCUUUUAUGUAUUGGCGGGAUACAUAUGUAUGUAUAUAGUGCUGCUAGUGUAUGGUGUUGGGAAUUUUUUUUCGUGUGUGUGAUAAUUUUUGGUUGACUAAGAGAGUUUGCACCAUGAAAAAAAAAUGUGAAUAAAAAAAAACGAUUCACAUAAAUUAUGAAUGAGUGGUGGAGGGAAAAUUGUAUCUCUCUGUGAAAAUUGCAAUGAACUGUGUGCGAGAUGGGAUGAGGAGAGACUACGGCGGGUAUUUAUCUCACUCUAGCACUUUUCUCACUAGGAAAAAUGCUACUGGUCUCUGUUGGAGUAUCUCUACUAUGUAUAAUGGGGAAAAUGCGGUAUAUAGUGUGUGUGAGAGGGAUAAAAGAUUUUCGGGAAUUGGUUACAUAUUGGAAAUUUAUCGUGCAAGAGAGGAAAUUUUCACCAUUGAGAGAGAAAAUAUUUUCCACAUCCAGCAGUUGCUUUGUCGUCUUCCUGGGGGGAGGGUGUAACAAGGAAAAAAUAUAGCUCAAGAAAGUGUGUGGAUUUUAUUCCUGAUUUUUAGUCCUAUACCAGAAAGUUUAGGCUCUAGUGGUUGGUUGGUGGAGAGAGAAAAAAAUGUAGAAGAAGAAGGCAUCCAAAAGGGUGGUUCCAUAUCAUUCUCCCACAUACUCUUGAAGGGAAAAGAUUUCCGCGAGUGAUUUUUUUCUCGUAUUGAAUAUGAGAUUUUUCCUCGUGUAAAUUGAAUGAAAAAAAAAUGUAAAAAGUGAUCCAUUUGAGAGAUUAAAUUUGAUAAUUAACUGAAAGUGCAAUUGUGCAAUUUUAUAGUCUAUCGCGGCUUUUUUUUCAAUGGCAAUAAAGCUUCCAAAUAUUGAACAAAAAAAGCACAGACGGAUUAAAUUGAAAUAAAUAUAAAUGAACAAUUAAAUCACGACAGAAGUGAAGAGAUAUUUUCAAUCUGUUUACAAUUGAUGACUAAAUAUAGAGUUGGUGAAGAAGUUGUUGUUGUAAAAAAAAAUGAUGAAAAUCUAUUUCAACUCUCCGUUCUGUGGUAAAAAUUAAAUAAAUAAAAACAGACUACAUGAGUAUAUGGCAACAGAAAUUUCUCAAAAGACCAUCAGACGACGUUGAAGCUGGUCCGGAUAAUUUUGAACCACCGGUUAAGCUUCAGCAUAACGGCUCAGAGAAUCUCACAAAGUUCUCGGUGGAGAUUGUCCAACAACUAGAAUUCACCACGUCCGCGGCAAAUUCGCAGCCACAGCAGAUCAGCACGAACGUGACAGUCAAGGCGCUGACGAAUACAUCCGUCAAGAGCGAUGGUGGUCUGUCGACGGGUGGAAGUGCCGGUGGUGGGUCUGCCAAUGGUACGGCACAGCAGCCACAGCAGGCGGCACAGACAAAUGGCUCCACAAAUGGUGGGACGGCACAGAAGAGCCCCGCGGCGCCCCAAAUGCACGAUCUUGGCAAUCUCGUUGAGUGCAAACAGGAGCCAGAUCAUGACUUUGCCGAUUUGGAACAGUGCGCGGCUGCCCUGGAGAAGGAUGCAGCUGCAAAUGGGCACUUCCCGGGUUUGUCGGAUCUCAUUGGGGAUGACACAAAUGACGAAAGUGACACAUUCAAGGAGCUCAUCUCGGAUCUGUCGGACUUCCAUUCGGAGUUGUUGGAUUUCGAGGAGAAGCCCCACGUAGAGAUAAAGACGGAAGAGGGUGCAAUUAAGAGUGAGGCACUCCAGCACAGCCUCAUGGAUGGUGGUAUGAUGAAGGGGAAUGGUGCUGGGAGUCCAAUGUCACAAUUCCCCGGGGCUGCGUUCAGUGAUAACCAAAGUAUGGGCAAGAGGUCAUUCGGUGGUGGUGCCGGUGGCAAUGGGGGCGCCAUGUCGGAGCUGAGUCCUGCGGCGCAAACGCUAAAGCAUAUGGCGGAACAGCAUCAGCACAAGAAUGCCAUGGGUAUGGGCUUUCCACGACCCGGGCAGGGCCAAGGGGCACAAGGUGGUGGUGGUGGGGGUGGCGUUGGUGCCAAUGGGGGUCAACCGAGGCCAAACUACACCGAUGCCUUUGGGCCAUUUGGUGCGGGUGAUUUCAUCGGUGGGCCCCAGGGGAAUUUCCAUAAGAAUGGGCCACCGGGAACCACACCGGGCACCUACCCGAGUCCCGAUAUGGUGAAGCAGGAGAUGAUGUAUGCCCAGAAUGAGUUUGAUCUCAAACGAAUGGCCCAGAUGCCACAACAACCGGGGAAGAUGGGUUCUGGGGGACCUGGGGGUGGGUACAAGCAACCUGGGCAGCAACAGCAGUACUCCCCCUAUGGAUCACCCGGAAGUAUAUCCAAUCACGGAAGUCCCGGUCCGGGAUUCAUGGGUGGACCACGCGGGGGCCCAAAUCAGGGUCCACAGAACACAGGUCCACCGAGGCCACCGUCUGGACCUGGUGGAGCUGGCCCACAGGGACCUCAGGGUACGCUGCAAAUGAAGCAGACACAGCAGUUGCACAUCAGUCAGCAAGGACCAGGUGGUCAUGGUAUUCAGGUAUCUGCUGGUCAACAUCUCCAUUUGUCGGGUGAUCUCAAGAACAGCAAUGUUUCGGUGGCAGCACAGCAAGGUGUCUACUUCAAUCAGCAGGCACAGCAACAACCCACCCAGCCGCCACAGUCACAAGCCCCAGCAUCAUCGGCAUCUGGCCCGGGUGCUCCACAGGCUCCUCAGCAGAAUACUCAAGGUUUAUCCAGUGAUUCAUACACUGUGUCCCAGUCGCAGACUAUCAACUUCACGCAACAGAGCAUGCGGCAGCGGCAGCAGCAGAGUGUUGGUGGGAAUAUGGGUGGUAACGGUGGGGCUGGCGGUGGUAUUCAGACAAUGGCUGGCGGAGCUGGCUCCAUGACAAACCCCAAUAUGCCAGUUCAUGGGAAUGGAUCUCAGGCACAAAUGGUGUCAAUGUCACAGAGUCAGCAUAUGUCGGUGUCGGGAAUGGUGCAAGGGGGUGCACCCGGUGGGACAAUUGGUCAACAACCGGGUGCCAUGGGUCCCACAAAUGGUGCAGGCCAGGUGAGCAAUGCUAUGACAAUGGGACCCAAUAUGAUGAAUCAAGGUGUACCAAAUCAAAUGGGUGGCAUGAGUAUGAGCCCAAUGAAUGUUUCGGGUGCUGCGGGUGGUGCCAUGAGUGGUCCCAAUGGUAUGGUUGGGACUCCAAAUGCAGCAAUGAUGGCCAGCAUGGGUGGUGGACCGAAUGGUGGUCCAAUGGGUGGAAUACGGCAUGAUCCCACCAAGUUUAUGCAGCAACAGCAAAUGAUGCAGCGUGCCCAGGCGAUGCAGCAUAUGCAGGGUGCAAGACCACCACCACCGGAGUACAAAGCAGCUCAGGCUCAAAUGAUUCAAGCACAGAUGAUGCAUCAGGGUACACCAACAGGGAGAUUCCCCAAUUCUGCUGCUGCCAUGAGACGAAUGAGUCAGCAACCUAUUCCGCCAUCAGGUCCAAUGAUGCGACCACAGCAUUCAAUGUACAUGCAACACCCCAAUCAUGGUGGACCACGUACAAUGGGUCCAUACGGUCAACGACCACCAAAUGUGCAAGUAGGUCCCGAAGGGAUGCCAAUGGGAAGUCAACAGGAAUGGCGGCAUAUUUUUAUGUCGCAACAGCAAAAUAUGAAUUUCAAUUCAACCGGGAUGCGUACGAAUUUCAAUCCAAAUCAUCAGGGUUUCAACAUGCAAAAUUCGGGUCCAGGAAAUGGUGGUAAUAGCAACAUGCAAAUGACACCGAUGCAGCAGCAAAUGAUGCGAAAUCAGCAGCAGCAGCAGCAAAAUGGUGGUCAGGGUCAACUUGUUGGUAUGAAUCAGAGCACAAUGCAGCAAAUGCUUGUGCAACAGCAGCAACAGCAGCAGCAGGGCAUGAUGAAUCAGAUGCAAAUGAACACGAUGCAUAUGUCGCAGACGCAAUCAAUGUCGCUGCAGCAACAAUCUGUGAUGAAUAACUUUAGCCAAACGACGCAGCAGGCAAAUGCUGCAAUGAUUUCCAGUGGGCAAACGCAGCAGGCGCAACAGCAGCAAGCCAACACGCAGCAACCGCCACAGACUACUAGCGCCUCCAUCAGCCCAAGUGGCAAUGACUUCAAUUUUGAGUUCCUCGAGAAUAUUCCCGUUGGCGAUACAUCGGGCUUCUCAGCCCAAGAUCUCUUCAAUUCACUGGACAAUGAUAGUUUCAAUUUGCAGGAUAUGCUCCAGUAGGAUGAAGGUUAAAGCCAACACAAAAAAAAACAAAAUGGUGGUGGAUUUGUGGGAUGAAAAAAAAAAACAUUUUUGGAUGGAUAAAUGGGGCUCAUGCGGAAAACUCACGCGGUGAGGAAAAUGCAUGUAAAAAAUAUUAAAAGGUGAGUGUUUUUAUUCACUUUAAAAACAAAUCUUUUCCCCAAGUAUUUAUAAAAAAAAAAAUUUGAAGAAAAAAAGUUGAAAUUGACAAAAAUAAUUAAAAUAAAAUGAAAAUAUUUAUAUUGAAAUUUUCCACAUAAAGUGUGGAAAGAAAAACCAAAUGAAGUUUGUUAACAAAAAAAGAGAAGUUUGUGGAUUAAAAAAAAACCAAAAUUGAAAAAAAUCAAAAUUUUUUUUAGAUUGAGAUUUUCUUUAAAACAAAAAAAACAUUGAAAUAUUGUGAAUAGAAUUUGUAUUAUUUUGCCAUCGUUUACAAAAGAAAAGAAAAAAAGAAAAAUUCCAGCUUUUUGCCAUAGGUGUGUGAAAAAAUUUUUCUCUUACAAUUAGAGCCAUAGAGCGGGCGUUUUACUUGCAAAAUUAUUUGAGGAAAAUUCGCCUGAAAAUGUGUUUUGAUCUUCACUGAAAAUUGAGCAAACAUUCCGGAAGUUAAACACAUUAAGAUAAAUUCUAUUUACAAAAAAUUUAACAAGUUUUUGGUGUCUAAUUGUUGAAGGAAAAAUCACGCACAUUCUGAGGAAUUUCCAUGGAAAUAUCCGACGAUAAAUUCUUCUGAAGUAAAAAAAUAUUUAAUUGGCCGAUUUUGAUAAUAAACAUUCCAUAUUAAUUUUUCUCUUUUCAUUUUUUAUUAAUUUUGUAUAAAAGUAUUUAAAUGAAAAAUGUUUGCAAAAACUUAAAUAUUAAAAUGAAGAACACAAAAAAUUCUUUUCUACAGUGCAAAAAUUCCAUGAAAAAUGGUCUAAAAAUUCAUUUAAACUUUCUAUUAGCUAAAAGAAGUAGCAGAAGAAACACGGAAAAUAGUAAUACCUCUUAAAAAAUUCUAAAAUAAAAGAAAAAUCGCAUUAAAGUGCAUAGAAAUGUAAUGAAAAAAAUCAAUUUUAUAUAGAAAAAUUAUAUAAGAAAAAAAUGCUUCUGUAGAUGUUUUUUUUUCUUUUUGUAAAAAAAUACGCGCAAUUUUUGGGCCAAUCCUUGUGAAGAAAAUUUACUUCCCCCCUCAUGCUUCAUUGCUUCAUUUUCUCAAUUUAUAUGUAGGUCAAAUGAAAAAGAAAAAAAUUAAUAUAAAACAUUAGAAAAAUUAAUAAAGCGCUGUAGAAAGGAUGAGAUUUGUGGGUGAGAAAAGGUUUUGAAUGAAUGUGAGAAAAGAAUAAUAAUCUAAAGAAAAAAAAUCUUAUAUCAUUUAUCAGUGACAUUGUAGCGAUGAACAAUUAAGACAUUUAACCAAAAGUAAUUAAAUCUUAUGGGAAAUUUUCUUAUGACAAAAUAAUCACAUAGAAAUCAAGUUAAUGCACACACACAACACCAUGUUUAAACACAAGAAAAAACCAUUAAAAAAUCCUAUAUUUUUCCUCCCACAGUGCAGUUGAAAUUCAAAUACCCACCCCCACCCAAAAAAAAAAAAACAAAAUUUUUCUUCCAGGAGUUAUCAAAUUUAUAAUGCAACGAGGAAGUUUUAUUGAAAAUUUCUUGGCGGAUUUAGUAGGAAAUUUCUUUAAAAAAGAUUUGAAUAUAAUUUUAUUUCGGAAUAUUCAUUUAAAUAAAUUCAAAAGUGUUUUCAAUAUUUUUAAUUAUUCCGAACUAAUCGGCAUUUCUGAAACAUUCAAAACAUAAGCGAUUCGUGUCCACGUGAAACAUAGAAACAUUGAAACAUGGGCUCUUUUUAUCAAGAUAUUUAUUCUUAGGAAUGUAGCACCCGACUCACUAUACAGCGAAUAUUAACCUAGCUCUUAGAGUGAGUACCCUUAGAUUGGCGGUAACUGUAACGGCUGCCCACCCUUCGGCAACGGCUUCUACCUCUAGGUUACAAACCCUCAAAUAGGCGAGAGAGUAUGAGAAUUCACAAGAGAAUGUAGGAGAGCACUGAGAAAGUAAUUAAAUGAGAGAAUAGCAAUGAGUGAUGAAGAGUGUAGAGAGAGUUAGUCGGAGCUCAGCCUUGGACGCGGGUGGCUGCAAGCUAAAAGUGCUCUAUUAGAUUAACGUGAGACGAGUGUGGAGGUUACUAGAGGAGUUGACCAAAGCCCCUUGUGGGGCCCCCCUAUUCAGGGCGCCACAGGAUGCUUUAAUGCUUGGAGGACAAAACUGGUAAUCGCUGCCAAUUUGACUUUUUUAAAUCGCUUUAGAUUAAAAUCUAUCCAACUUUUCUUGAUAAUUUCCACAUCUAUGUGUAGACGACUUCAAAUACUAGAAGUUCGUUAAAAGAAAACUGAGAAAAAAAACGUUUUCUUCAUCAUAGAAAAUUAGGCUCAAAAUUUGAGGUUAUGAAUUCAUGUCCUCCAAGUGUUAAGAAAAUAUUUCUCCAUCAGAACGUCUUCCUUGGUCUCAUUUACACAAAUUCAGUGCAUUUCAAACCUGGAAAAACAAUUGAAAUUCAUUAAAAAUUUGGAAAAAAUAAUGUUUCACGUUUUGGUCAAUGCAUAACCCAAAGAACGCCUAAGGUUAAACUCUACGCGUCCAUUAUUAGGUUAUCCACUUAUCUUAUUUUAAUGAGUUUAAUUAUUUCCGAAGUUGACAACUUACUAAAUUCACAUGAAAGUUUUCAAAAGAAGACGUUUUGACCGAUAAAUGUACUCUAAAAAUAUCUGAUUGAAUGUUUUUUAUGUUUCAAUAAUGUUUCAUGCAAAUGCAAAAUGAAUUUCAAAAAUAUUUCAGAAAUAUUCAUAUAAGUUUAUUCAAUAUUCGGAAAUAUUCAUUGAAUUGAAUACAUUUUCGGAAAUAGUCGAGAUCCAUUCCGAACGUUUGAAAAAAAUCCUGAUUAUAUUUAUUAUUAUCGGAAUAAUUAUAUUCAACUCCGAAUAUUUAGGAAUUUUUAAAUAUUCAUAAAAUAUUCAGAUUUGAAUAACUUUCAAUCAAUAUUCUUACAGUUUUUUUUUAUAAAAUCAUUCAACUUUUUCAUUAUUCGGAAUUAAUUGGAAUUUUCCGGAAUGAAAAAAUAUUCCGAAGAACUCUUUUCAUAUCAGAAUAAUGUUCAACCCAAAUAAAAAAAAAAUAAAAAAAACAACAAGAUAUUGAAAAUCAUUUCCAAAAGAUUCCUUCAGAGUUUUUCUUUCAAAAUAAUCUAAUUUCUGAAAUUUAGAAACGUCAAAAAAUUAUCAAGAAAAAAAAACUCCGAAAUAUGAUAACUCCGAAUUUUCACAUUAUAAAAUAAUCUCGAAACAUGGCACUCUUAUUUUCUUUGAAUAACACACACUACUAAUAUUCUAGGAACCACAUAAUUCUCUUUUCUGUAGAUUCUUUAGGGACCAAAAAGGUGUGUUUUGGUCAUUUUUACAGGAUAUAAAAUAAACAACAAUGCGACAUGAAAAAAUGAAUCUCUUUUGUACAUAUUUUUAAUAAAUCUGAAGUUUAAUUUUUGCAGCAAUGCGUACAUUUUGUGAAAGUUUGGCAUUCCGGAUGUUUUUUUUUGACACAUUUUUUAUAUAUUUUUUUUGUAUCAAAAUUUGACAUUUUUUAGGGAAAUUUUUAAUUGCUAUGCAAGAGAUUUAUUGUUGGGAGAGAUUUAGAUGAUUUAGAGAAGUAGAAAUUCACAACAAAAUUUAAAUGGGAAUGCCAUCUUUCACAUAAUUAAUUUUUUUACACAGCAAAAAUGGCGUCAAAUUCUGUGUACGAUAGGCUCGUGCGUUGGACUUGUCCGUGGACAUUGUGUGACGACUUCCACGGCGGGGUGUAUUUAAUUUUUAUUAGGUUUAUCGCACACAUUAUUUUCAAGAUGGCGUUCAAUGUAAAACAUUUAAAGAAAAAAAAUGCAACAAUUCACAUAAUAUAAACAUGAAAACAGCAAUAAAAUCUCCCUUGUUAGAAAAUUCCACAUCGUCACACAUUUUUUUAAAGCAAAAAUUUU